GCUUGGGUCAACGCCCCCUUUGUACAGCGUUUUGUACUGUUGAUGUUGAAUAAUAAUAUUUAGCGAGAUUCGAUUUGCAAUGAAAAUUGCAUUGUUUUUACUUGAAAUGUGCAUUUAAUUGAUUGAACCCGAUCUUAACAUAUGCUGUUUAUCCUAUCGACCGGUGCGCGUCAGCCAAGACGAACCUAUUUUUAGAGUUUAGUUAGGGCACUAGGGAAUGCUGCUAAUGCUAGGUUAAGUGCACUUUUUCUAAGGGUCUCCGGAUCGAUUUUUUUAGUGCAAUAAUAAAAUGGAAAAAGACGCCUUUAAAGCAAAGAAAAACAUGAAAAGAAAGCGUAAGGAAGUUUGCCCAAGUCCUACCUUGGAAGAGAGUCCUAAGAGGGUAAAAGUGCAAGCCCAGAGAAAAUUCGCUCAGAAUUCAGGCAUCCAUAAUGGAAUCAUCACUCCAAUUCAAGAACUGGAUUCUACCAGUUUACCACACACAAGCAUAAUGCCCGAGCCUGUAGAGCUUCUACCAAUGAAACGGCCAAACACUGAAGAUUUUUUAACAUUUCUCUGCUUCCGAGGAACACCGAUUUUGCCUACAAACUUACAAUUCUUCAAUACUGCUUCCAUAGUAUCAGACGGCCAGGUGCACGAGAUCAAGGGGGAAUCAUCACCUAGAAAUGGGCCCAUAGACAUCGCAAAAUGUGCUGGUAGUUCAGAGAAGCCUUUUAUUGCUUUUGGUGUGCGGAAGAGAGCUGAUCCUAUUGUUAUUAGCAAACAAAUGGAGCGCAAAAGGAGACAUGCUCUGGCUAUUCAGGCUUUAAGAAGAAAAUAUCAGGAACAAAAAAUGGCGAAAAUCAGGGCUCUGACUAUAAGCAAACUGUCUGAAAAAACCACCAACAAAACUUUAGUUAAGACUAACACUAUUCAAAAAACAGAAACAGUAACCAAAAAAACACAAAACACCCUCCAAAAGACAAAAGUGAUCGCCACAAAGCAUGUAAAAGUAACCACAAGAACCUUAAAAACCAGUGUGAAACCUAAGAUGUGUCUCAGGAGUUUCCGGGGGAAAUUCGUGCAAAAGGAGCUCCCAUUCAGGGCCAUAAGAUCUUUGGCAGAGGGAAAAGUAAUUAAAAAACGACCCGAAAUCAAAGAAAGGACAAGCAGAAAUAGCAACAAAAGUGUAGAAAGUACAAAACCAGCUGAAACUUCUUUGAAAAAGGCCACUAAACCUUUACAUAUAACUAAGAGUAUUCCAAGCAAAUCAGCUUCUAAACUAAAUAUUUCAGCCUCCUUAAAAAGAAAACAUAUAAAAAGAAGAAUCUUGAUACCUUCUACAAUAGUAGCUACAAUUGUGAAACCAAAACUCAGAUCUACCACAACCAAAAAGACAGUAAUAUCAAGAAGAAAAGCCCAGCAAAGGCUCAGGAGCAAAAACAACAGAAUGGAGGUUUCAGAUACCAAAGAGGCAACUGGAAGACAGUCAAAUGAUCAGAGCAAGAAGGAAACUACAAAAAAAUCACCUCCAGAAAAAAGUAAUCCCAAAAAACCCACAGAACAGGUUAAAAAACCUUUAAACCCCUCUGAUAGUUCCAGGAGGUUAACCAGGAGAGAUUCGGAAUUAACUGAAAAAAAUAAUGCAGCAAGUGAUUCUAAUAAAAAAGAAAUAAUCAAAAACGUUGACAUGAAACGACAAGUGAAGAUAGCUGAAAAUGAUGCUAAAAAGGUGAUUAGCAAGAAGCUGAAGCUGAAAAAGGAGUUUAAUUUAAAAAGUAAUACAAAAGAAGUGAACAAAAAGUUGGAUUUGCAAAAGACUAGGGAUACUACUCUGGAGAAGAGAUUGUCAGGCCAAAAAAUUACAAGGGACAUUAAAACGGUUGAGAUGAGCAUUAAGAAAAUUGUUACAAGAAAGUCAGAUGCUGAUAAAGAUAAAGUUUCAUCAAAGGAACAGAAAAGUGAUAACCAAAAAACAACUAAUCCUAAAGUUAAAUGUAGUGAUGAGUCAAGCAUUAAAGAAGAACCACUUUCAACUGCUGAUAGUAAGAAACCACCUAAAAAAAGUACUAAAGUUAAAGAAGAACCUACUAAGAAUCUUGAUAAUUCCAAAAAGAAUACAAAAAUCACUAAAGUUACACAAAAGAAAGAAGAAUUACUUACUGUUGAGGCCAAAGAGGACAAAGUAGAGGCCUCAACUGAUGCUUCAGACUUAAAAGUUGAAACCAUAAAGAAGAAGGUGCAAAAGCAACCCUUAAAUGAACCAAUACAGAAAGAAGAAAUGCAAAAUACAGAGGGUAUCACAAGGAGAGUAACAAGAGAAACAUCUGGAAAAUCAGCCUUAAAAGAACCCCCCAAAAAAGCAAAUGACCGUUUUAAAAAGGACUUUUCACCAGUGGGAAGAGAUAAGGACCAAGAUUUUUCAAAGAAAAUCAAUGAAAUAAUAAGUAAUGUCUUGAAGGAUGCUAAUCUUGACUUGGAAGGAGAUUUAUCAUCAAAAAACAAAAAUGAACCACAAAAAUCCUUAAAGAGCACAACUGUUCAGAGUAUAGAUCCAAAAAUAGCCGAACCCCCUUUGAAAACUCUUUCUACAUCAAAACAUCCAGAAAAAGUAGAAUUAGCGGCGGCAAAAUCAGUGGAUCAUAAGAAGCCUCUAGAAAACAAACCUUCAGAACCAAAAAAAGGAGAAAUAACUAUAGUAAAUGAAGUUGUAAAGCAACCCUUAGAGCUUAAAGAUGAGACAAUCAGUAAUGAGCAACCGAAAAAAAUAGCCAAAGAACCUGAAAAUACUAAAAGUGAUAAAGUAAAACCUGAAAUAACAACAAGCAAAAAGCUCAUUACUAGUCCCAAGAAGGACGAAAAUCCAAGACGUACGCGACGAAGUGAAGCCUCUCUCCAAACAUCCGCAAGACCAAGCAGAAAAACGAAAGAAGCCGCUGCUCUGUACAUGGAAAUUUUGAGUCAUAAACUGGUUGGUGACGGCAUUGUAGAUGAUGACAAUAUUUCGAUCGAUAGCUUCCCCGAACUACCGAACGUUAAGAGAACCGAACAAAGGGAGAUAGAGCUUAAGGCUCAAGCGAAAACUGGCGGUCAAGUGGAAGACAAGAAGGACUUAAGCAAAGCAGAAGAGAGCAAAAACGUCGCAAAACCUUCUCCAACUUCCACCCCAGAAAAAACUAAACAUGCAGUGCAAACAAACCUGAAAAACAAAGAUGAUGUUGAUGUAAAAAGCUCCUCACUUGGCAAAAGAAAAUCGAAUCCGUUAACAGUCGCGUCCGACGAUGAUUCAGAUAACGAAGUCUUACAAGCGAAAAUAAGAAAAUCCGACAGCAAAAAAGACGAGCCCAAUGCAAACGUGGAAAAAGAACCAGUGACAGAAGAAGAAAAUAGCGUUAGGCGACAAACAAGACGAUCCACUCAGCAAAAUGUCAAUUCGGGCUCGGGCGAUUCUUCUGAUGAAUCAUUUCAUCUUGAUAUACGUGUACCAAGAAAGAAGAAAAUCACCAGGAGUAAAAACAAGCCAGUUACGGCCGUGAGUGUUCUUGAAAAAAACGUCGACAUUAUUUUAGAGGCUGCAAGGGUUUUAGAAGGAGAGAAACCCAUUACAUCUGUUGAAGUUAUCGAGGCCCACAUUGAAACUGUCGCGGUGCCCGAAGUUACUGAAAAACCCAAACCCCCCAAGAAAAAGUACAAAGGCUACGAAAUUAUUGAAGAAUCUUACUCGGACGAGUCGACGACUUCAGACAUUAACCUCAAGAGCUUGCAAGUUAAGCAGAGAAACAAAAAGCUAUCAAAAACAAAAUGUUCAAAGUCUUCUAAAGCAGAGUUUAGUGAUUCAGACGAGGAGCCACUCGUGAAACUUACGGUUAAAACUACCCUAUAUCAACAGGAGUCUAAAAGGAAAGGCAAAGCCAAGAAGACUGCUAAUAAAACCGGCCAGGAAGCUGCAAUAGAACCAAAGCCUAAAAGAGAGUGCACUAAACGACCUUCAAACUAUUUACCAAUGUUCUCAAGUUCUGAUGAAGAUGACGAACCUUAUUUCCAUGGAUUUAAUACCAAAGAAGAAACUAUUAAGCCUAAAGUGUUUGUUCAAUCAUUGGCACCCUCUUUAGAUUUACUAACCAAAGACAUCGGUAGAAAAGGCAAAGUGAACAUGAGCAAUGAGCAGAUAGAGCAAUGGCUGAAGGAUUCUGCGUUGGCUGGUAGCAGCGUGGCGAAAGAGAAUGAUGAAAUGUUAAAGUUUGGCGAGAAAAUUCCGGCGGAGGUCCCGAAACUUGAGAAUUUUAUGCCGCAUCCUGAAAUUAAGACUGAACCUAUUCAAGAGGAUGAAUCGUUUAAGGCAUUAGAGCAACAGCCUUGCACCAGCAAAGCGGCCAGCGUUGACGAGAAACCGUUAAAGGCUGAAAUGAGAUCUCCGCUGGGAGACCGAAAGUGGAUCUUUAAAAAGGAUAAAAAAGAAUUGGCACCGAAUAAGAAUGCCUUUUCGCCGGAGAAUGAGUGUUCUGUGUAUGCUUUUGGGGAGGAAACUGAAGAAAUUAUUAGCACACCGUUUAGGAGACCGUCCAGACGCCCAUCGAGUACGGCCACGUCGAGAUCCGAGGAUGAGAUGACAAAGAAUGAAGAAGCCGGAAAACAAGGUCAGUUCAGAAAACCCAGUCUCUCAGACUUAGAGGACUCCCGGUGCUUUAACAUUCCUCAAAACCCGACAAAAAUAUCGAAACCGUCUAAAUCCGACACGAUGGUACCACCGUCGGGCUUCCAUCCGAAAAGACAACCGAAAACCAGCACUGAUAAGGUUCCAGAACCGUUUGAUGAUUACAAGUACAAAGUGCCGAGUUCACCUAGCGCGUCUAGCGGUAGCAGUGCCAAGUUGUACAAAAAGGGGGCGCAGAAACAGAAGGGUAAACUGUGGGAACCGAUAAAUCCAGUGUAUGUGUCUGAUUUCCCUAAACCUACUGAUCCGGCGAAGUUGGUCGAGGCUCCCGUUUUUCAUCCUACGGAACAAGAAUUCCAGGAUCCACUGGAAUACAUUGAAAGAAUCCGACACAAAGCGGAACAGUUUGGUAUUUGCAAAAUUGUACCCCCCAGUAGCUUUAAACCGGAGUGUAAAGUAUCGGAUGAUAUGAGAUUCACUGCUUUUAAUCAGUACGUUCAUAAGAUGCUUCAUAGAUGGGGUCCUAAUUUCAAGGAGUUCAUUGCGAUCAGGAAAUACUUGGCCACUCAAAGUAUUUCUUUAAAAACGCCUCCACUGAUAGGAGGCAUGGAGAUUGAUCUCCCGAGACUCUACCAAACGGUUCAGAGUUUGGGUGGGUUAAAAGAUGUAAUAGAGAAAAAGAAAUGGUCUAAGGUGUCUGACCAUAUGAAAAUUCCCAAGUCGGCCCAAGACAGGGUUACCAAAUUAGAUGAUAUUUAUUGCAAAUAUCUUUUGCCUUAUGACACUUUAUCACCAGCGGAGCGGGAAAAACUUUUUGACGAAGUAGAAACGUGUUGGGCGAAACGUGAAUCUCGUAACCUCCAGGAGAAGCUCGAUCCAAAAAUAUCCGAAGAAUCCAUCGAAACUACGGGAUUUGAUUCGGACGAUAACGAGUUAGAUGAGUGUACGAUGAAGGGCAAAAAUAUGGCAUUGAAUGCCCUUUACAGAAUCGCCAGGAACACCAUGGCCGUGUAUUUUAAAAGUGAACCGACGGCUUUAGAAGCGGAACAAGAGUUUUGGCGAUACGUUACCCAAAAACAAAACCAUAUCUGCGUUCAUUCGGCUUCUAUAGAUUGCGGCACUUGGGGGUACGGUUUUGCCGUAUCAAAAAAUUCUCCAUUUGCGAGGCAUCCGUGGAAUUUGAAGGUUUUGUCUAACAACAGUAGUUCGGUGUUAAGGUCACUUGGUCCUGUGAUGGGCGUGACAAUUCCUACUCUUCAUGUGGGUAUGGUAUUCAGCGCGUGUUGCUGGUACCGUGACCCACACGGACUACCAUGGGUCGAGUACCUGCACACCGGGGGCAAUAAAAUAUGGUACGGAAUACCGAGUUCUUCGUGUGAGGUGUUCCACGCGGCCAUGCAAAAACUGGUGCCCUCUUAUUGUAGGGAUAAGGAACUAUGGCUACCGUCGGAUACCGCGAUGGUACCGCCCGGCAUGCUGCUGGAGCAUAAUGUAUCGUUGUGCAGAACGAUACAAGAACCAGGCCAAUUUAUCGUUGUCUUUCCAAAAGUCUUCACUUCGAGCAUAAGCACGGGAUACGUCGUAUCGGAGAGUGUCUAUUUUGCACCUUUGCAUUGGUUGAAAACCGCAAAAAAUCUUUUUACCGAUCUGAAGAACAGCUGCGAACCGUCGAUGUUUUCCCUCGAUAAGUUAUUUGUCUGCAUAGCCAACGACACGCGGUCAAGUGUCGAAGCUUUGAGGGUAAUUUUACCGUUUGUCGAGGAUCUAGUCUCGAAAGAAACCGAAAACCGGCGCCGUCUUAGAGAAUUCAGCGAAAUAGAAGAAGAAAAAAUCAACACAGUCGAUCCGCCCACCAAAAAGAAGAAGAUUCAAAGUGUGGACGGUGAUUUCGAGUGUGAAAUUUGCCGGACAAAUUUGUAUGUCUCGAUGGUUAUAGAUACUCACGACGACCUGAUCUACUGUUUAGAGGAUGCUUUAAAAUUGAUCGAGAGCAACACUAAAACCGUCAAAAAUUUCAAACUGAAGUACAGCCUGAACGAGGAAGAACUGCACGACAUUCCAAAGAAAAUCAAUUAUAUGAUCGAUGCCAAAAUACAAAAAAAAGUGCCAGGCAAGUUUAUCGGCUUGCCUACUUUGUUAAAAUAGAUUUUGUACAUAAUUAUUUUUACCAAAAUUAGCUACACACAAUUCAUAAGACCACAAGUUUUAAAACAGUACUUUGGUUCUGAUUUUUCGCAUAUUUUAUCAUGUGAAACGGUAUCUGAAUUAAGCGUAAACAUAUUCUAAAAAUAAUUAUACAUUAUAGGGUCGUUUAAUAUGUUGGGUCACUUUUUUCAUUUUUUGGUAGUGAUGAUUUUCGAUUAUCUGUCGUCUGUAUAAGUAAACAUAGUGGUUACAAAACUUUUAUUAACUACUAUGUUUUAAUAUGUAGUGUAUGUAAUAUUGAGAAAUCUUCUAAAUGUUUUGGCAUUUAAAAGAAUCAAGCUUUAGCUGUGAUUGAUGUUUAUUAGGUACUUGCCUUGGGAAGUAAGUAAUCCCUCUCUAGUUUUAAAGUGAUUGCUUACUUUUUAAUGGUAAGGUUUAGGCAAUCUCCUUUGCUGUCCUAAUUUUAUUUUUAUAUAGUUUUUAGGUAUACAAAAAGCAUGUGGAAUUCGAAAUAUUUUCUUUAUUUGAUAUAAGUAUUUAUAUAUAUCUCUUUUAUUCUUUAUACUAGCUGGUCUGUCUUUAGAUUUAGCCAAUGUCAGUGUCUUUACUAAUGUAUUUGAACCCCUAAUACUUUGGUGUAAAUAAAAACAAAACAAAAAUAUG
Messenger RNA from Anthonomus grandis grandis, 7441 nucleotides. RefSeq lists its product as uncharacterized. Gene Ontology annotation, molecular function: DNA binding; histone demethylase activity. Bases 290 to 6778 code for a protein of 2162 amino acids. NCBI's taxonomy places the organism in Eukaryota, Metazoa, Arthropoda, Insecta, Coleoptera, Curculionidae. The transcript has 12 exons. Gene Ontology annotation, cellular component: nucleus. Gene Ontology annotation, biological process: chromatin remodeling. The record is from RefSeq and is a predicted model, not a curated record.